Molecule: messenger RNA, 857 nt
Organism: Penaeus indicus
Lineage: Eukaryota; Metazoa; Arthropoda; Malacostraca; Decapoda; Penaeidae
Exons: 3
Coding region: 468-857 (129 amino acids)
Molecular function (GO): DNA binding
Source: RefSeq, a predicted model, not a curated record
UGAUUUUCUUUUUCAUAGUAUUUAAAAAACAAAAGGGACAAGAAUUUUAAAUGAGUUCGAUAAAGGACGCUACAUGUGUUAGAAACCAGUAAAAAGAAAAAGAAAAAAAGGUUCGAUACGGGAAAUAGAAAUAGAAACGCUUAAACAACAACAAAAGAAGCAAACAAGACAAUUUUCGAUAUUCGACAUUAUAUAAAUAAAGAAAUCAGUGAACAACAAAACAACAAAAAACGACUCUACCUAAGAAAAAGAGAAACCAGUGAACAACAAAAAACAACAACACAAAAACCCGACUCUACCUAAAAAAAAGAAACCAGUGAACAACAACAAUUAAAAAAAAACAGCCUUAAAAAACACAAAAGAAACCGGACCGAACUUUCCCCACGGUGCCGGGCGCAACCGCUGAGAUAGCCGGGCGGAGGGUGUCACGUGGGCGGAGUGCCGGAGUCCCGCCCGCGACCCGAGCCAUGAAGACCACCCGCCCGCGGUCGCCGUCACACGCAGCCAAGAACAAGACCCCAGAGGACCGCGUGUGGGAGUUCGGCUGCGUCCUCGGCGAGAGGAAUGGGCGUCUCCUCUGUCGUCCUUGUAAUCUCGCCCUCGACCACACCCGGAGGUCCACUAUCGUCGAGCAUCUGAGGUCGAGGAAACACCAAAGAUUCGUGGACGAAGUGGGUCUCUUGGAGUCUCCUUCGGCCACUGCCCCGCCCGUCCCUGCGUCGCUCGCCGGACACACCACCAUCUUCGCUCCGGCUGUCAUCUAUCAAUCGGUGGUUAUCGGAGAGGCAAGCUACGGUGCAAAACAGCUCUAUAGAAGGUUACUUGAACAGCUUGUGUGGAAGACUCAACCGGGCUAA